AUGUUCGCCGAAACAAGUGGCGCGGCUGAUGCGAUAGCCGCCGAGCGAGUCCCCGCCAUGGCCACAACAACCCUCAAGGUCGACGGCAUGACCUGCGGAGCAUGCACGUCCGCUGUCGAGAGCGCAUUCAGGAAUGUCGCCGGUGCUGGUGAGGUCUCGGUGAGCCUCAUUAUGGGCCGCGCGACCGUUCAGCACGAUCCGUCAAUACUGGCACCGGCCAAAAUCGCGGAAAUGAUCGAGGAUUGUGGUUUCGACGCGGCUGUUCUAUCAACAGAAGAGCGAAUCCAGACGGCCGACGCCAGUGCCGAUGGCUUGUCGGCUCGAUCCUCCACGACCACCCUCGCGGUUGAAGGCAUGACCUGUGGCGCAUGUACAUCAGCAGUCGAAAGCGGGCUGAAAGACGUCGCCGGGGUGAACUCGGUGAAUGUGUCGCUACUGUCGGAACGCGCGGUGGUAGAACAUGAUGCAGCAACGAUUUCCCCGGAACAAAUAGCAGAGCAUAUUGAAGACCGAGGGUUCGGAGCCCGGGUGUUGGAAACAAAGUUCUCAUCGGACUCGGAAGACUCGUCGACGCUCGCCGACACAACUGAAAAUAAAACCGGUCACCUGGUCACCACUGUUGCAGUGCGCGGCAUGACAUGUGGCGCAUGUACAUCCAGUGUCCAGGGAGCCUUCGCCAACGUGGAUGGUGUAUUCCAGUUCAACAUUAGUCUUUUGGCGGAACGCGCCGUCAUUGUACAUGAUCCGUUGACCCUUUCGGCAAAAGAUAUUGUGGCAAAGGUGGAGGAUGCUGGAUUCGAUGCGUCGAUCGUAUCAUCCGAGGCCCAGGAACCGCUGUCAAAAAAAACACAGCAGAUCAACCUGAGUAUUCACGGCCUGCGAGAUAUCUCGGCUGCGACAGCGUUGGAGGAUGAUCUCACGAACCGAACAGGCAUCAAGUCAGCUUCCAUCAACAUGUCUAACACCCAAUUAUUGGUGGCCUUCGACACAUCAGUCAUAGGCGUUCGAUCCAUAUUCGAAGUCAUCGAAGCGGCCGGAUACAAUGCCCUAUUUACAGACACGGACGACACCAAUGCACAGCUUGAGUCUUUAUCGAAGACCAAAGAAAUUCAGGAAUGGCGGAGGGCAUUCAUCACCUCCGUAUCUUUUGCGGUUCCGGUCUUCCUGAUCAACAUGAUUUUGCCCAUGUACCUCCCAGCUCUCGACUUUGGCCGUUUGAGACUGCUUCCAGGCCUCUACCUCGGAGAUCUUGUAUGUCUUUGUCUAACAGCCCCCGUGCAAUUCGGAAUUGGGAGACGCUUCUAUGUUACGAGUUUCAAGUCCUUGCGACACCGGUCCCCGACUAUGGACGUUCUUGUCAUGUUGGGUACCUCGGCUGCCUUCUUCUACAGCUGCUUCACCAUGGUCAUGGCUUUAUGUGACGAUCAACACAUGCGGCCAAGCACGGUCUUCGAUACUAGCACAAUGCUAAUAACAUUCAUUACCCUGGGAAGAUGGCUGGAGAACCGAGCAAAGGGGCAGACAUCUGCCGCCUUAUCUCGGUUGAUGUCAUUGACACCAUCAAUGACCACCAUCUACGACGAUCCCAUCGCAGCUGAGAAGAUGGCCGAUGGCUGGGAAGGAGCGCCCGACGGCACCAACCACACCUUGUCUGACGAUGUAUCAGUCAACCAGAGGAUCAUUCCGACCGAGUUGAUUCAGGUUGGAGACAUCGUGAUCCUCCGUCCCGGAGAUAAGAUCUCGGCAGACGGCUUGGUCAUUCGUGGUGAAAGCUACGUCGAUGAAAGUAUGAUCACUGGUGAAGCAUUGCCGAUUCAUAAAAAGAAGGGCAGCCAUGUCAUUGGGGGCACUGUGAAUGGUACAAGCUCCAUCGACUUCAAGGUCAUCCGUGCUGGUAAAGAUACUCAGCUGAGCCAGAUCGUCAAGCUGGUUCAAGAUGCACAGACAAGCCGGGCUCCCAUUCAGCGCAUGGCUGAUAUCGUUGCUGGUUACUUUGUCCCAACAAUCAUCAGUUUGGGUAUGAUCACUUUCUUUGGGUGGAUGUUCCUAAGCCAUGUACUGCAGAACCCGCCGAAGAUCUUCCAGUCGGCAGACAGCGGUGGUCGUGUCAUGGUCUGUUUGAAGCUUUGCAUCUCCGUCAUUGUAUUUGCUUGCCCCUGUGCCUUGGGUCUCAGCACCCCUACCGCGGUCAUGGUCGGUACUGGAGUUGGCGCAGAGCAUGGGAUCCUUGUCAAGGGAGGUGCCGUUCUAGAGGCCGCCACCAAAGUCACUCAUGUGGUCUUUGACAAGACUGGCACACUGACAACCGGGAAGAUGAGCGUGUCCCAAGCGCAAAUUGAGCCUCACUGGACUACCAACGAUUGGCGACGCCAACUAUGGUGGCUCAUUGUCGGUCUCGCGGAGAUGGGCAGUGAGCAUCCCAUUGGCCGUGCUAUUCUGUCCGAAGCCAAAUCCGAAUCUGGCCACGGUAUGGAGGACGGACUUCCAGGAAGCGUUGGUGACUUUCAUGCUUCUGUUGGCAAGGGUGUCUCCGCUGUUGUACAACCCAGUUCGAGCGUCGAACGCACUCGCUACCAAAUCCUUCUUGGAAAUGCCGAGUUUCUCCGGUCAAGAGAAGUUUCUGUCCCUGCAUCGGCGGAUCCCGACACUUCGAAUCAUCACGAUAACCCGGACCUUGUGGCGCCUCCCAAACCGAACGCGUCUGGAGUCACGCGGAUCCAUGUUGCGAUCGACAGUCGUUACGCUGGAACCAUAUCUCUUCUAGAUAGUGUAAAAAGUACGGCAAUUGCGUCUGUGGCAGCCCUGCAUAGAAUGGGUAUCUCCACGUCGAUGGUGACGGGUGAUACUCUUUCUACAGCACUUACCAUCGCUUCCGCGGUUGGCAUUCCGUCAGCUUCGGUCCACGCAUCAGCUUCGCCUUCUGAAAAGCGAACUAUCAUCUCGAACUUCCAAUUGAACGGGGAGCGGGUUGCAAUGGUCGGCGACGGAAUCAACGAUUCUCCCGCUCUCGCAACUGCAUCAGUUGGUAUUGCUCUAGCAUCAGGAACUGAUGUUGCUGUGGAAGCAGCAGACAUCGUCCUUAUGCGUCCAGAUGACCUCCUCUCGGUCCCGGCCAGUCUUUCCCUCUCACGCGCAGUCUUCACCCGUAUCAAAUUGAAUCUGGUGUGGGCCUGCUUGUACAACGUCAUCGGUCUCCCCUUCGCGAUGGGUAUCUUCCUGCCAUUCACAGGGUUUAUGCUCCCCCCAAUGGCAGCAGGAGCUGCCAUGGCCCUCUCCAGCGUUUCGGUCGUUGUGAGCAGUUUGCUUCUUAAGCUCUGGCGUCGCCCAUCAUGGAUGGACCCCGAGCGACUUGAGAAAGAGCUGGGAUCCGGCGCUAUCCCCAUUAACGGAGCACGCCACGGUCGCAAGGCUAGCUGGUGGGCACCUGCGAAGAUACUCUCGUCUGACCAUCCCGGUUCCCUUCGCCGCUGGGUUGGUGACACUGCGAUGGGACUGUGGGCCGCGGCGACCGGGAAGCGUACAACCAUUCGUGAAGAUGAUGGCUAUGUCCCACUUCAAACCGUCGAGCCUCCUGUUUGA
Penicillium argentinense is the source of this 3579-nucleotide messenger RNA. RefSeq names its product Cu(2+)-transporting P-type ATPase CCC2 (gene ctpA). The transcript has a single exon. Gene Ontology annotation, cellular component: membrane. Gene Ontology annotation, molecular function: copper ion binding; ATP binding; ATP hydrolysis activity. The record is from RefSeq and is a predicted model, not a curated record. Gene Ontology annotation, biological process: monoatomic cation transport; copper ion homeostasis. The coding region runs from base 1 to 3579 and encodes 1192 amino acids. NCBI's taxonomy places the organism in Eukaryota, Fungi, Ascomycota, Eurotiomycetes, Eurotiales, Aspergillaceae.